Messenger RNA from Chanos chanos (milkfish), 3456 nucleotides. RefSeq names its product elastin a (gene elna). The transcript has 55 exons. Gene Ontology annotation, molecular function: extracellular matrix structural constituent. NCBI's taxonomy places the organism in Eukaryota, Metazoa, Chordata, Actinopteri, Gonorynchiformes, Chanidae. Bases 1 to 2964 code for a protein of 987 amino acids. The record is from RefSeq and is a predicted model, not a curated record.
AUGGCUAACAGGACGACUGUAUCACUCCUUCUCGGAUUCCUCCUCCUUUUGCUGCUUCACCCUUCACUACAAGGAGGUGUGUAUGUACCCACUGGAGCAUUAGGUGGAGUUGCUGGACCAGGAGGUGGUGUUUACCCAGGAACUGGAGGAAUCCCAGGAUACAAACCAGCAAAAACUGGGGGAGGAUACGGUAUCGGGGGAGUAGGACUGGGAGUUGGUGGAGUUGGACCUGGAGGUUUAGGGGGUGGUGGACUUGGACUGGGGGCAGGUGGAAAGCCUCCUAAACCAGGUUAUGGAAACUUGGGUGCUGGAGGACUUGGACCAGGAGGUCUGGGUGCUGGAGGUCUUGGAGGAGGAUACGGGCCAGGAGGUUACGGGGGCUAUGGAGUAUAUGGCGGUGUUGGAGGCUUCUUCCCCGGUGUGAGACCUGGAGGACUGAAACAAGCUAAAGCAGGUGGUGCUGGAAAAGGUCCUAAGCUGCCUAAGGGAGGACCAGGUGCAGGGACCACUGUGCUUGGAGGUGGAGGCCCUGGUGGAGUUGCACCCGUCAUUCCUCAAACUGGUGCAGUCCCAGGUGUUGGUCCUGGGGGUAAAGCUUCUAAAGUACCAGGAGUGGGAGUGCCUGGACCAUAUCAGGGUGGAAUAGCACCCUCACAAGGAUUUGGUGGAAGAGGAGUUCUUCCUGGUGUACCAACAGGAACUGGACUUAAGCCCAAGUCAGCACGAUAUGGGCCAGCACAACCUGGAGUAUUUCAUGGAUAUCCACUUAAAACCCCCAAAACUCCAGGUGGUUUACCUUACACUGGAAGCAAAGUUCCUUAUGGAUAUGGGGGCUUUGGAACAGGUGUAGGACUUCCUGGUGGCAAAGGAGGCCCAGGCUCAAAGCCAGGAUACCCCACAGGAACUGGUGUGGGAACACAACCCAUUUCACCUGCACAAGCCAAAGCUCUUAAAUAUGGUGUUCGACCUGGUGGUGUAGCUGGGGUAGGUGGUGUUCCAGGAGGUGCUGGACUUUUCCCUGGAGCUGGAGGUGUAGGAGCACUGACACCAGCUCAGGCCAAAGCUGCUAAAUAUGGUGGGUUAGGUGGUGUAGCAGGGACAGGUGGUGUUCCAGGAGGUGCUGGACUUUUCCCUGGAGCUGGAGGUGUAGGAGGCCUUACCCCAGCUCAAGCCAAGGCUGCUAAAUAUGGUGCUGGAGGUGGUCCAGUGGGGACAGGUGGCGUAGCAGGGGUUGUUCGUCCAGGAGUUGGGGUAUACCCAGGUGUACCAGGGCUUGAUGCGUAUGCAGCAGCAAAAGCAGCUAAAUAUGGAGCUAGAGGUACAGGUGCUGUGCCAGGUGCUCCGGUAGUGGGUGGCACAGGAGGGAUCCCUGGGACAGCACCAGGGGCUGGAGGAUAUCCAGGGGGAGUUAAACCUCCCAAAUAUGGUGUCCCAGGAGGGGUUGGAGUUGGUGGAGUUUUACCAGGAGGAGGAGUGGUUCCUGGGGUUGGAACUGGAGUUGGGGGACUCCCUAGUGGUGCUAAAGCUUUGAAGCAGGGUCUCCCUGGUGGUGGUUAUACAGUUCCAGGAGGAGUUCCUGGUUUAGUUCCUGGUGGUUAUGGAACUGGGGUGGGACCUGGGGCUAAGUAUGGUGUACCACCUGGAGCUGGCGGGGUGCCAGGGUUUGUGCCUGGAGUGGUGCCUGGGGGCGUACCAGGGUUAGUGCCAGGGGGUGUGCCUGGAGGAUAUGCUGCUGCUAAAGCCCAGAAAUAUGGUCUGGGUGGUGCUGGAAUAAGACCAGGAGUUGUGCCUGGAUCAGUACCAGUGUCUCCUUAUGGGGGAUAUCCAGCUGGGGUUAAACCUCCUAAAUAUGGAGUUCCUGGUGGUGUUCCAGGUGGUGUACCUGGUGGUGUUCCUGGUGGAGUUCCUGGUGGGCUGCCAGGCGGUGUACCAGGUGGAGUUCCUAGUUAUGUGCCUGGUGCAAAACCUCCUAAAUAUGGUGUACCAGGAGGUGUGGGAGUUGUUCCUGGGUUAGUACCAGGGGCCGCAGGAGGACUUCCGGGAGGAGCUAAACCUCCCAAAUAUGGAGUUGGUACAGGAGCCGUGCCAAGUGGUGGAACAGUGAGUGGCGUAGGUGUACCAGGAGUUGGAACAGGAGUAGCACCAGGAGUCGGUGUUGGAGGAUAUCCAGGUGGAGUGAAACCUCCUAAAUAUGGUGCUGGCAUAGCUGGAACAGGUGUUGGAGUACCAGGGGCUACACCUGGUGUUGGUGUUGGUGUGGGUGGGGUGCCUGGUGGUACUGGGGUGCCCUUAGCUCCAAGUGGGAAACCAGCAAAAGAACCAACUUUGUCGCCCGGUGGAACACCUGCACCAGGACCAACGCCUAUUGUUGCAACUGGCAAGGCCCCUGAGCCCAGUGCGACAGGAAUAGUUCCAGGAGCCCUGAAACCUGGUGUUGGUGCUGGAGUGAUUCAGCCUAGUGCAGGAGCAGGACUAGUGCCGCCCACUGGUGGUCUUGUUCCUGGUGCUAAACCACCUAAACCAGCUCCUGGUACUGUUGGUGGGUACCCACAUGCAGGUUUUGGGGCUCAAGUUCCAGGUUACGGUGCUACUGGAACAGGGCCAGGAGCAGGGGUUUUACCAGGAGCCAAGCCUCUUAAGCCCCCAGUUGCUGGAGGAGUUGGUACUGGUGGAGUGGGUGGUACAGGACUUGGAACUGGUGUGAGGUAUCCAACUGGUGUUGGACUUGGAGCUGGGAAACCACCGAAACCAGGCUAUGGCUCUCUUGCCACAGGAGCUCAGCAGCCAGGAGGUGUGAUUCCAGGCUAUGGAGGCUACCCACAAGCUUACCCAGACUUGGGAACAAUUCUGUCACAACAACAAGCCAAAGCGGCCAAAUAUGGUGCUCUCCAGGGAUUCCUGGGUGGUGGCUAUAGAGGUGCAGCUGGAUGCCAGGGCAAAUACUGUGGGAGGAGAAGGAAGUGAAAGAUCUCUUGAGAUGUGAAGUGACCUCAAGAAACAAUGGUGCUACUGCAUGAUCUAGAAUGUACAUUUGAUAUGCAAAAAAAAAAAAAAAUUAGUUCCCAUUAUGUACAAAAGUUAGAUGUUAUGUUGAUCUCACAGACAAUUUUCAGUUACCAAAGUACACACCCAGAACUCUGGAAAUGAGACAAUGUCUAGUGUUUUUGUGUCAUAGGCAAUAGCCUCAGUUGUUCCAUAGAUGCAUUUAAUCAUAUUAUGGUUUUGUGUUGUAACUAUGGCAACGCUGUCAGCCAGUAAGGUGUUUUAAGCACCAGGUAGAAUUACUAUAUGUGCAGCUGUAUGACAGAGUUCCAAGCCAUCCUUUCUCUGCAUUCCAGACAUGUCAGAGUUCAUGUCUGACAUUCAUGCACAAAAGACCUAGCACUUCUCAAGAAUUUUUUUUUUUGGACAAGUUUUACGUAAUGAUACUUAAAAUCUAGACUUAUACUAUGUACC